Molecule: messenger RNA, 1215 nt
Organism: Eupeodes corollae
Lineage: Eukaryota; Metazoa; Arthropoda; Insecta; Diptera; Syrphidae
Gene: DNaseII
Product: deoxyribonuclease-2-beta
Exons: 4
Coding region: 61-1125 (354 amino acids)
Biological process (GO): apoptotic DNA fragmentation
Molecular function (GO): deoxyribonuclease II activity
Source: RefSeq, a predicted model, not a curated record
ACAUGUUUUAAUUUCGUGGUGUCCAGUGCGUUGAGAACAUUUUAUUUUUGGUCUUUGGAUAUGAAUUUAGCGAUUUCAAUACUUUUUAUAUUAUGCAAUUGUGUAUUUAUAGAAGCAUCGAAAGUUUCAUGCAAGAAUGAAGCAAAUGAAGAUGUCGAUUGGUAUUAUUUGUACAAACUUCCAAAACAUUACUCUAAUGAAAUCGACAGUGAUCUAACUGGACUUCGAUACACAUAUUUGACAUCAGAGACUAUUCAAACCAACAAUUGGAAACUUUCUGAUUUACGAAUUGAUAGUUCUGAAAGUAUUCCUGGGCGAACACUAAGCGAACUUCUCAAUGAUCCAGACAUUCUUUUGAUUGCUUAUAACGACGAAGUUCCAGACGGUCCAACAGAUUUUGAAAAUGGCCAUACGAAAGGCGUCAUCGCAACUGAUGGAAUUCAUGCUAUUUGGUUGGUUCAUUCUGUUCCGAAGUUUCCAAAUAUUCAAAAAUACACAUAUCCUACAACUGGGGAACAUUUUGGUCAAAGCUUCCUAUGUGUGACACUAGAUGCCUCAACACAGAUGGAUACUGUUAUCAUGCAGUUGAUAUUCAACGAACCAAACAUUUAUUUUUCUCGUAUCCCAGAUAAACUUUCCCGAAGCUAUCCGGAUCUUGGAAAAGUUAUUGCGAAAAAAUGGAGAUCGGUGGCACCCUUUCAAAAUUUGGCGCAAUUAAGGUCACUCAAUGGAACUAUUUUCCAGUCAUUCGCAAAAGGAAGACAUUCAAAUACGGAACUUUAUAAGGAUUGGGUGGCACCAAUGUUGGAUGUUGAUCUGAUGGUCGAAAGCUGGAGGAACGGUCCUGGAAAGCUACCAUCAGAUUGCUCUACAAAAGACAAAGUCUUCAACAUCGCAAUGAUUGAUAAUCAUGAGUUGAAUUUUUCAUUUAAGUCAACGAUGGACCAUUCAAAAUGGGCAGUUUCUGAAAUUCAAGAAGACGAUUGGAUUUGUGUGGGAGACAUAAACAGAUCUGAGCAUCAACUUCUACGUGGUGGAGGCACCGUUUGCCAAAAGAAUAUGAAAUUGGCACAAAUAUACCGAAGCUCUAUUAAGACUUUUGAAAACUGUACCACCACUACAUAAAACAAUAAUUUGUAUGUGUAUGCGAUAUUUUUUAUUUAAUUUAAAAUAGUUUAUAGUAAUACUGAUAAUAAAUGUCAUUCGUAGAUUCAA